UCGGCUGAUGACAUCAUGAAACGGCUGUUUUCAGCCUGCUUGAUCAUCCUUCUAACACUGAACGUUUGUGGAUGCCAGGCCCCUCAAGGUCAACAUGGACAGCGCCAGGUGGGGUCGCUCAGCACCCCAGGCCCAGGUGGUGGUAACAUUAGGUGGAUCAGAGGUGGGAGGGAAUGGAGAAGAGCUGAUCCCAAUCUUAUCAAUCGCCUAUGGAAAAGCAGGACACCGCUGGGCAAUGCCGAGCCUUACAUCGUCAUGGCGCUCCUCAUUGGGUUCGUGACAGUUGUGAUUGGCUGCUGGCUGUCGGAUAACUGCUGGUCACCGGAACCGGAACAUAUCGUCACCAUUGCCUAGAAAUGGCGGCACCCAGGACGCGCUGUGAUCGCCCAGCCAAGAAUUCAAGCUCAAAAAGUUCUAAUGUGCAACAGCAACAGAAUCCCAAGUGAUGCACGACUG
Molecule: messenger RNA, 456 nt
Organism: Cryptotermes secundus
Lineage: Eukaryota; Metazoa; Arthropoda; Insecta; Blattodea; Kalotermitidae
Exons: 3
Coding region: 16-354 (112 amino acids)
Source: RefSeq, a predicted model, not a curated record